Molecule: messenger RNA, 1971 nt
Organism: Alosa sapidissima (American shad)
Lineage: Eukaryota; Metazoa; Chordata; Actinopteri; Clupeiformes; Clupeidae
Gene: sftpbb
Product: surfactant protein Bb
Exons: 10
Coding region: 43-1056 (337 amino acids)
Biological process (GO): sphingolipid metabolic process
Cellular component (GO): lysosome
Source: RefSeq, a predicted model, not a curated record
GUAAUCCCAGUCUUUGACAUAAAUGUCAAGAGCAGGUUCUGUAUGCUGUGUUUACCUCUUGUCCUUGCCGUUAGUCCGACACACCCCAGCAAAAUGAUAGCUGCGAUCCUCUCCAGUCUGGUCAUUUCCACUGCUCUCUCCGUGGGGCAAACAAGAGUGGUGGUACAUUCUUUCCCCAGAGAAGAUAACAAUGUUUUAAUGUUGACAGAGGGUGUGUGUGAGGACUGCACCAAGAUAACACAGCUACUAAUGGAUGUGGACUCUCCCAGUUCCAUACAGCUUGAGCUGCUCAGGAAAGCUCUGCAUGGAGUGUGUUUGCAGUUACCGAAAGGAGAGGCCUUGACCCGUUGCUACAUGAUGGUAGACAAACACCUGCCCUCAAUAAUGAAGCACCAGAUUGAUUUGUGUCCACUGCUGGGAUUGUGUCCUAUCCGCUCAUUACAAGAGAACUCAAAGCCUUUGACCAGUGACAUGGUUGAGAUCAGCACAACACGUGUCUCUGUGGGAGGGACCAAGCAGAAUACUCAGGGCGGUCCUGUCUGUGCUUUGUGUGUGCUCCUCCUCCAGAAGAUGGAGGACAUGCUGCCGAAAGAGAGAACUGAGGAGCAGAUAGUAGAGCUCAUGGGGAAAGUGUGCAGCAUGUUGCCAGACAAAUAUAGUGAAAAGUGCAAUGACUUCCUGCAGAAGUAUGGCAAGCAGGUGGUCGACUUCCUGUUGUCUGAUGCUGCGCCCCACACCAUCUGUGUUCUGUUGCACCUGUGCCUAUUUGAGGAGGUGCCUCCUAGAGAGUAUGCCCUGGCCUCCGACUGCACCUCUUGUCUCUCACUCUCGGCUCUAACGCGGUUCCACCUCGGACGGAACGCCACCGAGACGCAGACAGCCUCCCUGCUGCAGAACAUCUGCCAGCGGCACCCCAAUGCUGUUCCUCAGUGUGAGGCCUUUAUCCAGCUCUAUGGACCAAGACUCCCCAGAAUUUUGGGGAAACACGAUGGUGGACGGGAUGCUUGUGAGAAAGAGGACUUCUGCCAAAGCCAGUGGUGGGGAAAUGUUAACUAGAGCCUUUACCUGUCUCUUCCUAAACUUGAAGAACCACAUUUACUGCUUAUUUCAAUUAAUCACUAUUGUCAUGCGCAUCAAGAGCUACAUCAGAAGAUUAAAGAUGAAUUGCACUCUUUUUUACCGGACAAUACACAAUAAGAGAACAACAGUGAGUGACAGUGACUGUGACCGUUGGAAUUGUCCAUAAUGUUUCACAUAUGCUUCCCACAGCAACAAUGUAUGUAAACUAACAACUCACCUGUCCUUUGCCCUGCAUGUAAAUCUGUAUAUCAGUGUGUGUGUGUAUGUGUGUAUGUAUGCGUGCAGUCCUUUGGCUUGUUGGGGGAGUGACACAAUCAGCCAUGGCAUCUAGCAUUCUUACAUCUCGUUGUUUAUUGCUAUCUUCAUAUUCAGAGGAGGUAAUACAGAGAAAAGAGGGGGGAGGGAGAGAGAGAGAUGGAAAUACAGCCAAUAUAAGAAUAUAGGCUCUGGGCAUCCACUUACUUGAAGUCAACAAACCAGUUUCCUGUUUGUUGACAAUGCUGUCAAGCAGCACCUGAAAACGUGUGCUCACCCUUAUGUUGCGCAGCCACUGCACGUAGGCUGGCAACGACUUGAAGCCGAGCAGACUGGCCCACAGCAGUGCUCCUUAGAGCCGCUCAAGGACAUUAAGACUCGCGUACAUUGUAUUUCUUAUGCUUUAGUUCAACUAAAGCACUCUUCUUCAGGUGCUUGUUGAUGGCCAUGUCAACAAACAGGAAACUGCCUACCUCAAGUAAGCUAGUGCACAGAGACCAUAGUACAGGCAUGGGAGAGGAGUAGCGUACCUCUAUGUCAAAUGCAUUGGUGAUCACGUGUAGGGAUGUAACAAUUACCGGUAUAAUGGUAAACCGCGAUAAAAAAUGUUGACGAUAACAAUUGGCGUUUUCAUUU